Molecule: messenger RNA, 669 nt
Organism: Acanthosepion pharaonis
Lineage: Eukaryota; Metazoa; Mollusca; Cephalopoda; Sepiida; Sepiidae
Source: the annotation of a GenBank genome assembly
AUGCAAAAUCUCACUCUCGGAAAUGAAAUUACAGUUGAGGACCUCCGCCGACUCCCCAUUGUCAAAGCAUGCAUUAAGGAAACUCUCAGACUUUACCCGGUUGUUCACGUCACAAGUCGACUUUUAGCAAAGGACAUACAAGUUUGUGGUUAUCACCUGCCAAAAGGAACGCACGUCCAAGCCAAUGUGUAUGGGAUGGGAAGGAAUAGCGAAUUAUUCCCGUCACCUCUGGAAUUUCGGCCGGAGCGAUGGAUUGGAAAACGGUCUGAUAACAACUGCAGACUAUUGUACAAUUUAUCAUUUGGACAUGGUGCACGCAUGUGCAUCGGUCGAAGAAUUGCUGAACAACAAAUUUCAAUCGUUCUAACAAAGAUUCUCCAGCAUUUUCGACUGGAAUAUUACCAUGAAGAUGUUCAACCGGAAUUAAAACUGAUCAUGACGCCGGACCAGAAUGUGUGUCCUCCUGAAAUAAUUUCGAAAAAAAGUAAAUUCAACUUGUUUCUCUCUUUCUCUCUCUCUCUCUCUCUCUCUCUCUCUCUCUCUCUCUCUCUCACUUUUCUCUUUGUGAUUUUAUUGGUUCUGUUGAAUCCUAUACGUCAUUUCUUCCAGCGGCUAAUAUAUUUAGAUAGUAAUAACACUACGAAUAAUGCGAUUGAAUGUUCGCGCUAA